Molecule: messenger RNA, 1354 nt
Organism: Lacerta agilis (Sand lizard)
Lineage: Eukaryota; Metazoa; Chordata; Lepidosauria; Squamata; Lacertidae
Gene: TSPAN12
Product: tetraspanin 12
Exons: 8
Coding region: 150-1067 (305 amino acids)
Cellular component (GO): membrane
Source: RefSeq, a predicted model, not a curated record
CGUCGGGAUCUGCGUGUGGGGGAGAUCGCGGAGUUGCUUGCAACCCACGCGGCGAGCGUGAUUGCUGAAAUUUUCUGUGUCAGAGGUGGCUUUUCGUAAGAGGAUGUAGCGAGUCUGAGGAUGGGGCUUUCUGCGGAGAGGCGCUCACAAUGGCCAGAGAAGACUCCGUGAAGUGUUUGCGGUGCCUGCUGUACGCCCUAAACCUGCUUUUCUGGUUGAUGUCCGUCACUGUGUUGGCUGUUUCUGCCUGGAUAAGGGACUACUUGAAUAAUGUUCUCACUUUAACUGCAGAAACAAGGGUAGAGGAAGCUGUUCUUUCCACUUACUUUCCAGUUGUCCACCCAGUCAUGAUCGCCGUCUGCUGUUUCCUUAUCAUUGUUGGAAUGUUGGGCUAUUGCGGAACAGUGAAAAGGAACCUUCUGCUCCUCGUGUGGUAUUUCGGAAGUUUGCUUGUGAUAUUCUGCAUCGAACUGGCCUGCGGUGUUUGGACCUACGAGCAGGAAAUUGCGGUCCCUGUGCAGUGGUCAGAUAUGGUCACUUUGAAAGCCAGAAUGACCAACUACGGCUUGCCUAGAUACCAGUGGCUUACUCAUGCUUGGAAUUUCUUUCAGAGAGAGUUUAAAUGCUGUGGAGUUGUGUACUUCACGGACUGGCUGGAAAUGACGGAGAUGGACUGGCCUCCGGACUCCUGUUGCGUCAGAGAAUUCCCAGGAUGCUCCAAACAGGCACACCAUGAGGAUCUAAGUGACCUUUACCAGGAGGGUUGUGGUAAAAAGAUGUAUACUUUCCUGAGAGGAACGAAACAACUGCAAGUGCUUCGAUUUCUUGGAAUAUCGAUUGGGGUCACCCAGAUUCUGGCUAUGAUCCUCACUAUUACUUUGCUGUGGGCUCUGUAUUACGACCGACGAGGCCCAGGUACAGAUCAAAUGCUGUCCUUGAAGAAUGACACCACACAGCACCUGUCAUGUCAUUCAGUGGAGCUGCUGAAACCCAGCCUGACAAGGAUUUUGGAGCACACAUCCAUAGCAAACAGCUUCACCACACACUUUGAAAUGGAGGAACUUUAGCGUGAUCGUCCCUUUUGCUAAUUGUACAUUUGGAAAAGGAGUCUGAGGUCAUCAUUCUGAUUCAGAGAAGAAAACAGAAUGAAUGGAGAUGUUUUUAAUGAAUUACAGUGAUUCCGGGCUCUUAACCUUUUUAUUUCUUAAAACGUUUGUGACCUGAAGGUUCUAGCUAUAGUUUCACCACUAAAAUAUAUCUAUUGUUUUAAAUACUGAGAAUGAAUAGGUUCUGUUUCGUGAGAAGGUGUGCAUUAUAUAAAAUGCUGAUUGUAGCAGGGCCUUUAAACUUUUUU